GGCGGCGGCUGCGGCGGCAGCGCGCGGGGGGCUGCGAGGGGCGGCCGCUGCUUCUCGCGAGAGUUCGGGUUCUGCAGCCGUGCUCCAGCCUCUCCCUGGCUGAGGUGUGAGUUUCCCUGGCCCUGCCGUGGUUCCCAGCAUGUACCUGAGCAGUGCUGCCCGUGCCCAGAACCUUCUGUGUGCCGGGCUCCGGCGGCUCCCGCUGAUCCAGCAGCACUCCAGAGGGUUCUCUUACAAAGCUGUGAUCUUUGAGGAGAGCGGGGUGCUGCUCCCAGCCCCUCACAGGACAGCCACAGACUGGGAGGCCCGGAGCUGCAUUCCAGCUGGCACCAUCCAGCGAGCUGCACUGUCUGGAGGGGAGAACAGCCUCUCUCUGCAGUAUUCCAGAGGAGAGCUGACAGCUGUGGAGUUCCUGCAGGAAUUGGGACAGCAGUGCUUUGAGAUUGCAAAUGUCCGUGUUCCAGUGCACUCCUUUCUUUGGGAUUUAAUCCUAAAGGAGAUGAGAAAACAGCUCCCCAUAAUGGCAGAAGCAGCUCAGUGUAUCCGGGCAGAAGGGCUUAAGACAGCUCUGCUGAGCCACAGCUUGUGCCUGGGGGAUGGAGAGAGGUUCCUGCCCCUGGACCAACAGCACUUUGAUGUGAUGGUUGAAUCACAUCAGGAAGGGGUGCCCAGGCCAAAUCCUGGGAUCUACAAGCUGUGCUUGGAGCGCCUGGGUGUCCAGCCCCAGGAAUCCAUCCUGCUGGACAGCAGCAGCCAGAACCUGGAGGCAGCAGCCCAGCUUGGCAUGAAAACAGUGAAGGUUGAUGAUCCAGAAGCAGCACUCAAAGAGCUGGAAACCCAUCUGGGAUUUCCUUUGCAAGGGUUCGUUCCCUAUACUCGUUCAGUGAGACCAGGCCUGGAAAUCCCAAAGGAUCGUCUACAAAAGUACAUUGAGGAUGUUCUUGGUGCCCACACAACAGCCCCACUGCAGUUACGGCAGUUUGACCACGGAGAGCCCACCCGGAGCUAUUUGGUGAAGUUUGGAGGUCGUUUGCUGGUGCUGAAGAAGGAGGAGGAGCCUCCCGAUGGCCCCUCAGGCCCUUCUGUCCCACGGGAAUACAGGGUCCUGAAGGCUCUGGCUGAGGCUGGUGUUCCUGUGCCCCCUGUGCUUGCUCUCUGCGAGGACAGAAGCAUCCUUGGCACUCCUUUCUUCCUGCUGGAGCACUGUGCUGGCCACAUCCACCGCGCCGUGUCCCUGCCCGCAGUGCCGCCGCGCCAGCGCGGGGCCUGGUACGGGGCCAUGGCAAACGUCCUGGCCAGGAUCCACAGCCUGGACCUCGGAGCUGCCAAGCUGCAGGACCUCGGAGAGCACGGAAAUUACAUCCAGCAGCAGGUUGAGACCUGGACAAAGCAGUAUCGAGCUGUGGAAACUCACGUGAUCCCAGCGAUGGAGAGGCUCAUCCAGUGGCUGCCUCUGCAUUUUCCUGAAUCCCAGAAGACAACAGUGGUGCAUGGUGAUUUCAGGAUGGACCACCUGGUCUUUCAUCCAGACAGGCCAGAAGUCCUUGCUGUGCUGGGCUGGAAGUUUGCCACUCUAGGAGAUCCCAUGUGUGAUUUGGCGAAUAACUGUAUGAGCUUCUUCCUGCCAGCCCACUUUGGUGCUCACAGAGGCUUGAGGAAGUGUGACUUGGGGCACCUGGGAAUUCCCACAGCAGAGGAGUAUUCCCAGAUGUACUGUGGCCACCUGGGAGUGGAGCGCCCGGAGAGCUGGAAUUUCUACCUGGCCUUUGCCUUUUUCCGCCUGGCUGUGAUGCUGCAGGGGCGUCACCGUGGCUCCCUGGCAGGGAGGCCAGCUCCAGGUGACAGGAGCCCCAAGGAUGCAGAGUUUGUGGCCGAGCUGGCUUGGGAUUUUGCCAUUAAAGAAGGAUUCCGUGUGUUUGAGAACCUCCCCCCCACAAAGCUGCUCGUGAGACAUUCCAGCACCUGGGCCGGGCAAGGGCCACUCCUGGGCAGGAGUUACAGCACCUGGGCACGGCCUGGGGCAGCCCCUGUGCCCAGAGCCCCCCUGGUCACCCCCCCCAGCAGCCUGGGGAUGGCCCAGGGGCUUUGCUGCAAGAUGGAAAAUACGGGCAUCCAGUGGGGCUUUCCGAGUUCUCAUUCCAGGGGGACUGCACAUCCUCUGCCAGAGCUGCAGGAGCCAGCAGACUCCACACUGAUCCCAAAGGCUGCCUGUCCCUGCAGCUCUCGGGGAGAUCCUCUCCAGAGGAGCAGAGGGAAGCUCAGUUUGUCCUUCAGAGCCAUGGCUGGCUGUCAGAGGGGCAGCACCAGGGGCACUAGAGCUCUCAUGGGUCUCAUCCCAGACACAGAGUGCCAGGACAAGGCACUGAUGGCUGCACAGGCCAUGGAUCAGGGCACCAAGGUCCCUGGAGCAAAACAUCUCCACAGUGCAGAUCCCAGCCCAGCACUUCCCUUGGACCUGAGCUCCACAUCUGGCUGAGGGUCCCCAGGGUUCACAGGACAGGACUCUCCAAACCAGAGCUGAGCCAGGAGCUGCAGCACUGGGAAACCUCAGAUGGGGACCCAAACCAGCCACUCUGGCAUGGGAGAGGCCGUGCUGAGGGCAGCCUGUGAGCUUCUCAAUUCCAGUGGUGUUUGGUGUUAUCUGUGCUCAGUGCUUUUAUUGCCUGGCUCAAUACAGGGCCAAGUCCAGCCUUGGAUCAUGAGGCUGCAGGAGUCAGAACUGCAGCAGGGAGAGUUGGUUGGGAGUGACCUGGCUGGGGGUGCACGACUUGGUUUUGGGAAUAAAGAGAAUGGACCAGCG
Pyrgilauda ruficollis (rufous-necked snowfinch) is the source of this 2800-nucleotide messenger RNA. It is a transcript of the gene ACAD10, whose product is annotated as acyl-CoA dehydrogenase family member 10. NCBI's taxonomy places the organism in Eukaryota, Metazoa, Chordata, Aves, Passeriformes, Passeridae. The coding region runs from base 140 to 2476 and encodes 778 amino acids. The record is from RefSeq and is a predicted model, not a curated record. The transcript is spliced from 15 exons.